AUGACCUUGGACAGCAGACCCAUGGAUGAAACAGACAUUGACGUGGAAGGUUAUACAAACAGUAGGGAACGUGUGAAUAAUGCGAGUUUUUCAGUGUUUAGUGAGGCCAGUGAAGACUUGCAGCAACGCGCGUCUUCUUUUACCCCUGAAGGUCUGCGUGAAGAAGUCCCCCCGCAGGAUGGUCCAGGCAAAAGGUCUACUUCUAAACCUCCUUACUCUUACAUCGCUCUCAUUACCAUGGCCAUCCUCUAUAGCCCGAAGAAGAAACUCACCCUCAGUGAGAUCUGUGACUUCAUCAGCCACCACUUCACGUAUUACCGAGAAAGGUUCCCUGCGUGGCAAAACUCAAUCCGUCACAACUUGUCUUUAAAUGACUGCUUCAUCAAAAUGCCACGGGAGCUUGGAAGUCCUGGCAAGGGGAAUUAUUGGACCUUGGACCCCAUGUCGGCCGAUAUGUUCGAAAACGGCAGCUUUCUUCGUCGGAGGAAACGCUUCAAGAAGCAACGUUGCUGCCUGGGAGCGCUGAAACCGCGCAGUCUGCCCCCGCUUUCUUCGCUCGGAGCGCACACGUUUGGUUCAAGUCGACAAUGUCCUGCUUUUGGCAGCGACCUGGUCAGAGGAAACCGUUUGGGUGUCCUUGUUAGACCCAGUAUCGAACCUGUAAACGGCAUCAUACCUGCGCUGUCCCCACUUCUUUCCAGGAAUUCUCCAUCUUUUCUUUUGGACUCUGCCCGCUGCGUCUCAUCCCUGGCUCCAAACUUCUUCAUGACUCCCGUCCCGCUCCACGGAAUCAUGCCCAGUCACUCUUUUGCCCAGCUGCCUCUUUUCCCCACUGGGACCUUAGAAGUUUCAUCCAAUUUGAUUUAAUAUGAAAACGCUGUCUUGGACAAUAACAAUUUUAUGAGAGUUCCAGCCUCCGCGUCACAGCACAAUUAGAAAAAUAAAGCAAACAGGCCCCCAUAUUUCACAUAAUAAGAGUUUAAAGAAAAAGGUUUUUUCUAAUAGAUUUUAUUU
Messenger RNA from Melanotaenia boesemani (Boeseman's rainbowfish), 1014 nucleotides. RefSeq names its product forkhead box protein D3-like. The record is from RefSeq and is a predicted model, not a curated record. Gene Ontology annotation, molecular function: DNA-binding transcription factor activity, RNA polymerase II-specific; RNA polymerase II cis-regulatory region sequence-specific DNA binding. Lineage: Eukaryota; Metazoa; Chordata; Actinopteri; Atheriniformes; Melanotaeniidae. The coding region runs from base 1 to 867 and encodes 288 amino acids. Gene Ontology annotation, biological process: anatomical structure morphogenesis; regulation of transcription by RNA polymerase II; cell differentiation. The transcript has a single exon.